ACUAGCACUUACAUAGAGUUUUGCUUUCUCAAUCACCCCGUCUCGCAAGCCUGUCGCACGAACCUGGUAGAAAUCGAAGCCGUAUCCGUCGUGCCCGUCUUUCAGCUAGCGGUAUCCUUCGCUAGUCGACCGUUUCCAGUCCAUCCGUUUAGCUUACGAAGUCAACUCUUUAGUGUUCCGCGCCCCAGUACGCCCAUCUCGCGGACAUCAGUCAUAUCAGUCCCAUCAGCGGCGUGAUGUCAAGUACCCUCGAAGUGACAGUGAUCGGCGGCGUGGGGCUGACGGACAAGGAGGUCUUCACACGCCAGGACCCGUACGUCGUGCUUGAGUAUGGCCAGCAGCGAUUCCGCUCCAAAACAGACAUAGACGGCGGCACGAACCCGGCGUUCAACUCGACGUUCACGCUGUCGCUGCUGCCGGGGCUCAACGAGGUCACCAUCGUCAUCUGGAACGAAAACGUUCUCCGAGACAACGUCAUCGGCUCCUGCAGAAUAGGGUUGGAGAGGGUGUUGGCCACUGGCAUGGAGGACGGGUACUUCCCAGUCUACAACAAGAGGCAGCACCAGCAUGGCUCGUUGCGUGUCAUUCUCAAGUACCGCCCUCAGUACUCAGCUUCACCCUACGCUCCAUCAGCCUAUCCCCAACCUGCGUACUCUGCUCCUCCUUCUGCCUACCCCCCAAGCUACCCGCCCCAGCCAUAUGCCCCACCUGUUUCGUACCCUCCUCCUCCGGCAUACCCCUAUGGGCAGUCUCCUUAUCCUCCCUCGUACCCACCUGCAUAUGGUGGCUCGUAUCCUCGUUACUGAGGUCCUCUUAAGCCAGAGGUGCCAGAGUACUCAAGUGUAGAUUGGUUGGUGCAUGGCAGCUAGCUGUACAGGCCUAUCUAGAUACCGGUGUACUACGGUACAUUCAUUUUUGUAGCUCGCCCAAUAAGGGCAUUGUUUUCUUGUGCCUAAUGCAUUGAGCAGCUUUUU
Messenger RNA from Closterium sp. NIES-67, 974 nucleotides. NCBI's taxonomy places the organism in Eukaryota, Viridiplantae, Streptophyta, Zygnematophyceae, Desmidiales, Closteriaceae. The record is from the annotation of a GenBank genome assembly.